GGUGGCCGCGCCGCCCGCGCGCGCACCCCGGAAGCCCCUGCGCGCUGCCCUCGGAGCCCCCGCGCUCCCCGGCCCGCGGCGGCCAUCUCCGGGCGGCUGCGGCGGACGGCGAGAGCCACCCCGCCAGCUGAGGCGCGGGCCCGGCUCGGGUCCUCCUUACAGCCUGGAAAAAAUGACAGAUCUUGUAGCCGUUUGGGAUGUUGCUUUAAGUGAUGGAAUCCACAAGAUUGAAUUUGAACAUGGCACCACCUCAGGCAAACGCGUUGUCUACGUAGACGGGAAGGAAGAGAUAAGGAAAGAAUGGAUGUUUAAGUUAGUGGGCAAAGAGACCUUCUGUGUCGGCGCCACCAAGACAAAAGCAACCAUCAACAUAGACGCCGUCAGCGGGUUCGCUUAUGAAUACACCCUGGAAAUCGACGGGAAAAGCCUGAAGAAGUGGCUGGAGAGCAGGUCGGAGACCACCAGCACGUGGACACUGCGCCUGGACGGGGAGGACUGCAGAGUCGUCCUGGAGAAGGACACCAUGGAUGUGUGGUGUAACGGGACAAAGAUGGAGACGGCGGGUGAGUUUGUGGACGAUGGGACCGAGACACAUUUCAGCUACGGGCACCACGACUGUUGCAUAAGGGCCGUGAGCAGUGGCAAGCGGAAGGAAGGCAUCAUUCACACUCUCAUCGUGGACAACAGAGAGAUCCCAGAGACGCUCGAGUGAGC
Messenger RNA from Ochotona princeps (American pika), 714 nucleotides. RefSeq names its product Fas apoptotic inhibitory molecule (gene FAIM). The record is from RefSeq and is a predicted model, not a curated record. Lineage: Eukaryota; Metazoa; Chordata; Mammalia; Lagomorpha; Ochotonidae. The transcript has 5 exons. Gene Ontology annotation, biological process: negative regulation of extrinsic apoptotic signaling pathway via death domain receptors; positive regulation of neurogenesis; canonical NF-kappaB signal transduction. Bases 173 to 712 code for a protein of 179 amino acids.